AUGUUGAAAAUAAGGUUUAAAUUGAUUAUAAGCGAAAUAGAGAUUAAUGAAGAAUAUGUCAGAAGAAAAAGGAAUGAUGGGGAAAAUAUAAUAGAAAAGGAAUUUAAUAUAAAUGAGAGUGAGGAUGUUGUACUUUAUGAAGGACUAAAAGAUGAUGAAAAUAUAAUUGAAAGAAUGGAAAUAGCUUAUGAACUAAAUGAAAAAGAAAAGAUAUUCAAACAGAGAUAUGGGAAAAAUAUGACUAUAUGUUAUGGAUGUACAAUGAUGAUAAAUGUAGAAAAAGAGAGUGAAGAAUUAUUGUUAAUGGGAAAAGAAUUUAGGAGUUAUUGUAUAGAUUGCGAAAAAGAAGGAAUAGAUAUAAUGGAUAAUGAAUUAAAUUAUAAGAAUGAUGAUGAUAAUAUGGAAAUGGAUAAUGAGGUAUUACAAGAAGAAAUUGAUGGUAGUGGAAGUGAAAUUAGUAUUAGUGGAAAAAGUAGUAAUGAAAGAAAAAGAAAAAGACCUGAAAAAGAAGUCAAUAAUACUGAAAGAAGUAACAGAAAAAAGAAAAUAAGAAUAGAAGAUGAGGAAUCAUCAGAAGAAGAAGUAUUAGAAAAUGAAACAGAAGCAUUUAGAAAGUUAUUAGAAAAUUUGAAUAUGCCGGUAGUAGAAGAACAAUUAAUAGAGAAAGAGAAUGUUGGGGAUACGACAUUAGAAGGAUUAUUCAUUAGAGCAGAAAAAGGAAGUCAAGAGCUAGUAAAAUAUUGGUUUGAUGUGGGCGAAGAAUUUAGAAAUGAAAUUAGGAAGAUAAAAGGUAAAACCAGUAAGAAAGAGAAAAUAAUAAGAAGUGAUAUUUACAAUAGAAUGGAAAAGAAUUUGAAAGGAUGA
Molecule: messenger RNA, 864 nt
Organism: Rhizophagus irregularis DAOM 181602=DAOM 197198
Lineage: Eukaryota; Fungi; Glomeromycota; Glomeromycetes; Glomerales; Glomeraceae
Source: RefSeq, a predicted model, not a curated record